This is a messenger RNA of Rhodotorula toruloides NP11, 873 nucleotides long. RefSeq lists its product as uncharacterized. The record is from RefSeq and is a predicted model, not a curated record. The transcript is spliced from 3 exons. The coding region runs from base 1 to 873 and encodes 290 amino acids. NCBI's taxonomy places the organism in Eukaryota, Fungi, Basidiomycota, Microbotryomycetes, Sporidiobolales, Sporidiobolaceae.
AUGUCGCCUGGCACGCGUCGCCCAGCCAAGACCCUGCAGUAUCCCAGACUCUCUCGUGGCUUCGUACCACCCCAUUUCGCUUCCCGGCUCUCCCGCUUUGCCUUCACAGACGACCCGCAGUACGCAAAGGGCAUUCCUCCAGAGUUCUCGCUCGCGUGCGAGCAGAUCUUUCGCCUGAUGCCGGAGGACUACUGGCUUGACAAGUGGGACGAGCUGGACAAGUUGAAGGAGGAGCGGGCGGUCAUCCGCUCCCGGUUGCGAGAAGGCAAGGGUGUUCGCAGCGAGCUGCUCAAGGUGAGCGAGGACAUGCGACAGCGCUUGGGAGAACUGGCUAUGGGCUAUACGUCGGUACGGUCAACUCUUCUCGAUAACGCUCGCGACAACUUUCUGAUCUACCUUCACGAGCGCGGCAUCGUCAGCGAGUACUGGUGGCAAGCUCUCGAGGAGUUUGCUGAAGGCGCAGCUGGAGGACUCUCGCUCUACUGGCCAGCUUCGGCGCGGCGGGGGUGUGCGGAAGGAGCGAUGGUUCGGGCUGACUGGGUCGUGCAACGGUUUGCGAACGAACGCGCCGAUAACGGCCGACUGCCUCCGCCUCAACUCGCCUUCCUCCACUCCCCUCCUCCAGGUCUUGCUUCGGACCCUCCCUUACCAAUCGUCUACAUCCCACCUCGUCAUAUGUCUUCGACGGCUUCAACGGCAUCAGAAUUCGACGUACCGCCGCCGCCCUACAGCCCUUCCCAGCAGCAGUCCGACUCUACCGUACGUGUGCCCGAAUCGCCUCGUGCGAGACCUGCUGGUCACGGCCACGUCGUCGAUCUCGUCGACCUCAUCGACCUGAACAACGAGCGCGCAACGACACAACCGGAUUCAUGA